Molecule: messenger RNA, 896 nt
Organism: Serpula lacrymans var. lacrymans S7.9
Lineage: Eukaryota; Fungi; Basidiomycota; Agaricomycetes; Boletales; Serpulaceae
Exons: 4
Coding region: 613-789 (58 amino acids)
Source: RefSeq, a predicted model, not a curated record
ACGGUGGCAACAUCAACGUUACAGUCAACCACGACUCUGGUAUUUCUCGUGCUGGCUGCAUUUGCUAUCCUCAGACAUUGCAACAGACGAUGCCUAUCCUUGGACUGCAUUGUCGUCGUCAUGUCUAUAACUAAUUAUUGCUACUGAAGCCGCGGUGGCAGUAAUAUUGGCAGUUCUUGCGGCUACCAGCCCAUCUUCGUCCUGUCCUCAAGUUCCGCUGCAUCGGAAAAGCCUGGGUCGAAUUUGGAUCGGCUUGCGCGACUUCGUUAUACUUUCUCAUCGCCCAGGGUCAGGGCAUGGAAGGCUUUCAGAUCACUGCCUGGCCUCUGCUCGCCCUAUACCUUCGCACUUUGUGGCGUUUCGGAGGCACUCGUGUGUUGCUCAGCUAUAUCCGUCACAUCACUUUCUACUCUCGACUUUAACGCCAAAACUCAUGUUCUCAAGUCUUUGUGACAUGUCACCUUUGGCUUCGUCUCUCCUUCAGCCAUUUCUAUAAUUGCUGCUCAACCCUCGUUUGCCAGCUCACGGUAGCACAACUACAUACCUCGUGGGGGCGGAUACUACGACUUCCAUUCUCAAUCACUUGAUGCUUGGCUAUUUCUGUGAUUUUUGAUGUUCUUCAGUCUCACCAGUCCAUUGAUUAAGGUAUUUCAUGAAUUUCCAUUUUCAGCAAAUUUUCACCGACGCAUCCGUCGGAUAACCCUGAUAUUUGUACUUGUACUUGAAGAGGUGGUUGAUAAACUGGCUAGACUGUUGGCGUCUUCAACUCUACUAGGGCUGUUUACUUGACAGACAAUCUGGAUCCUCGCUGCCUCCCAAUCAUAAUGUCUUCUCGGUUUCCCGGGAAAUGACAAAUGUCACAACACUUGCAACAUAAUCGCAUAUCCUGAAAUGCA